Molecule: messenger RNA, 1956 nt
Organism: Nylanderia fulva
Lineage: Eukaryota; Metazoa; Arthropoda; Insecta; Hymenoptera; Formicidae
Source: RefSeq, a predicted model, not a curated record
AUGGGAUGGGCCGCUCCCGUCAUCAUCGGUGCAAAGAUCUUUAUGCAACGAUUGUGGUCGAUCCAAUGUCAGUGGGACGACGACAUUCCGGGUGAACAUUUCGACCACUGGGCAACUUAUCAUCACCAACUACCGCAUCUCGAGACGCUCAGUAUUCCGCGUUGGACGACGCACGGAUCUCAUACUCUGCACAGCGCACUCCAUGGCUUUUCCAAUGCCUCAACUAUGGCUUUCGCAGCCGUUGUUUACCUUCGCGUUGUUAAUGUCGACGGCUCAAUUAACAUCUCUCUUCUCAUCGCAAAAUCGAAAGUGGCUCCCCUCAAGACGAUAAGCGUUCCCCGAUUGGAAUUGUCGGCGGCGCUCCUUCUCGCUCGGUUAGUUAAUUAUGUGCGGUCCGCUCUUCAACUUCCGAGUAUCGAAUGUCACUGUUGGACCGACUCAACCAUCACACUCGCUUGGCUAAGUCAGUCUCCAUCUCGAUGGAAAAUUUUCGUUGCCAAUCGCGUUUCGAUCAUUCAGUCCUUGCUGCCUGAAGUUUCUUGGCGUCAUGUUCCAACGCAGGACAAUCCUGCCGAUUGUGCUUCUCGCGGUCUAGCUCCCCAUGCUCUCGCAAAUUAUAAUUUAUGGUGGUCAGGUCCUUCAUGGCUUUGCCAAUCUCCAGAAUCCUGGCCGACUUGCGAGCUCUCGAUACCAGCCGAGACCGCCCUUGAACAUCGUUCUCAACCACCUAUUCAUUCUUUACAUGUAACCCCUAGUUGGGAUCUCGCAUCACGUUAUUCUUCGUGGCCUCGAUUGCUCCGAAUUACCGCUUAUCUUUACCGUUUUCUUUAUCGACUCCGAUCCUCUAAAAGCGCAUCGUCUUCACAAGCGAUCCUCCAUCCCGAAGAGAUCCAGAAAGCCAAACAUUACUGGCUCCGAGUUAUGCAAUCCGAGAUGUUUUCCGUUGAAAUCUCGACUUUACAACGGCAACUUCCGUUACAAAAAACUAGUUCCUUAUCCACACUCAAUCCUUAUUUGGACGCUGACGGAUUUCUUCGCAUCAGAGGACGGCUCCGUCAUGCUUGCCUUUCAGAAACGACGAAGAAUCCGCUCGUAUUACGAGCACAUCCAUUGCUAGUUCUUAUUAUUCAGCAUCAUGAUCUCAGAACGUUACAUGCUGGUCCCCAAUUAACACUCGCUUCAUUACGUAAUGAAUUUUGGAUCCUCCGAUCUCGCGCUACCGUUCGUGCUGUUUUGUAUCAGUGCGUACAAUGCACUUGUGAGCGCGCUAAAAAACCUGUCGAACUCAUGGGCGAUCUACCGGAGGCGAGAGUUAACCGUGCCGCUCGCGCAUUUAUACAUACUGGCGUUGAUUACGCUGGACCAAUCACUGUCCGAACCGCGCCCGGCCGAGGACACAAAUCGCAAAAGGCUUACAUUGCGCUGUUCAUAUGUUUAACGACCAAGGCUAUGCAUUUAGAACUUGUUUCCGAUUACAGCUCGCCGACCUUUAUUGCAGCGUACCAGCGAUUUGUCUCCCGCCGAGGACUACCGCAGUCCAUGUACUCAGACAACGGUACAACAUUUCAUGGCGCUAAUCGAGAAUUAUCCGAAGCUCACGCGAAAGCAAUUCGCGAUCCAAGCUUUCGUAAUCGUCUCGCUAGCGAUGGAACCGCGUGGCAGUUCCUACCCCCGGCCGCACCACAUUUCGGCGGACUGUGGGAAGCCGGUGUCAAGAGCGUCAAAUACCACAUAAAGCGUUGCAUCGGCCUCCAUACAUUAACUUUUAAAGAAAUGACCACGUUUCUUUGUCGCAUUGAAGCUUGCUUAAACUCUCGUCCGAUCGCUCCCGUCUCCGAUAUGUAUCUAAGUGGUCACCCACACAGCAAAAUUGAUCCCGGGAUCAUCUUAAUAUUGUCCAAUUUCUGUCUCGGCAGGACAAGACGUCUUAUGACUGUCCAUAAGAGCUAUCAGUAA